Messenger RNA from Elgaria multicarinata webbii, 4513 nucleotides. Its product is annotated as peroxidasin homolog. Bases 4 to 4227 code for a protein of 1407 amino acids. Lineage: Eukaryota; Metazoa; Chordata; Lepidosauria; Squamata; Anguidae. The transcript has 23 exons. The record is from RefSeq and is a predicted model, not a curated record. Gene Ontology annotation, molecular function: protein binding; heme binding; peroxidase activity. Gene Ontology annotation, biological process: response to oxidative stress.
AUCAUGCCGGGCAAAAUUGCAGAUCUUCCAAGCAUCUGCCUUUUACUGCUCUUACCUGCCUCAGCCAUGUCCUGCCCCAGUCGCUGCUUGUGUUUCAGGACUACAGUAAGAUGCAUGCAUUUGAUGCUGGAAACCGUCCCUGAAGUCCCACCGCAGACUAACAUCUUAGAUUUGCGCUUCAACCGCAUCAGAGACAUUCAGCCCAGAGCCUUUCGGAAUUUGAAGAACCUCAACACGCUGCUUCUGAACAACAACCUAAUCAAGCAUAUUGCACGAAGGUCCUUCGAAGGCCUUGAGAACUUGAAAUACCUCUACCUUUACAAGAAUGAAAUUCAAAGCAUCCAGCAAAAUGCAUUCAAGGGACUUCAUUCUCUGGAACAGCUUUACUUGCAUUUUAACAACCUUGAAACCUUGGAGGAAGAUACCUUCAGCGAUAUGCCCAAGCUGGAAAGACUCUUCUUGCACAACAACCGAAUUUCCAGAGUCCAGCCAGGAGCCAUCGCCCGACUGGAAUCCCUUAAACGUCUGCGGCUGGAUUCCAAUGCCUUGCUGUGCGACUGCGACCUGAUGUGGCUGGCAGAGCUGCUGAAGAAAUACGCCAUCCAGGGCAACACGCACGCCGCUGCCGCCUGCGAGAAUCCAAGGGAGCUGCAGGGCCGCUCCAUCGUCACCUUGACCACCCAAGAAUUUAACUGUGAGAGGCCUCGCAUCACGACUGAACCACAAGAUGUGGACGUCGCCAUGGGCAACACCGUUUAUUUCAUCUGCAGGGCAGAAGGUAACCCAAAGCCCAAGAUCAUCUGGCUACACAACAACAAUGAGAUAGACAUGCAGGAUGACGGACGCCUGAACCUCUUGCAAGAUGGGACGUUAAUGAUCCAAGAUACCAGGGAAUCCGACAAAGGCAUCUACCAAUGCAUGGCCAAGAAUAUCGCUGGUGAAGCCAAGACUCAGGAGGUUGUCCUGCGUUACUUUGGCAACCCAUCCAAACCCAGCUUUGUCAUCCAGCCCCAGAACACGGAAGUGCUGGUUGGACAAAGCGUGACUUUGGAAUGUGGGGUGUCCGGGCACCCUCCGCCUCGCGUCGUCUGGAUGCUGAGCUCAGGAGCUCCGUUGCCACAGGAUUCACGCUUCACCAUCACCAGCUCUGGGGGCCUGUACAUCCAAAACGUCACCUUCUCAGACCCGGGCCAAUACAGCUGCAACGCCAGCAACAGCGAGGGGUCCAUCCAGGCAACGGCAAAUGUCAUAGUACAAGAUACUCCGAGGUUUUUACUCAUCCCCACUGACCAGACCGUGACUGAGGGCCAAAGUGUGGACUUCCCUUGCUCCGCGGAGGGCCACCCGCUGCCCGUUAUAGCCUGGACAAGAGCAGGUGGACCAUUACCGAGUGACCGGAAACACAGCAUCCUUUCUACCGGCACCUUGCGGGUGGUCCGGGUUGCCCUUCAUGACCAAGGCCAGUACGAAUGCCAUGCCAUCAGCGCCAUCGGCGUCCGGAGUGUCCCUGUGCAGCUCUGGGUGACUCCGCGAGUGAUUCCUGUGUUCCUUCACCCACCACAAGACAUGGUGGCAGAGACUGGCCAAGACAUUGAGAUUACCUGCGCUGUCCAAGGGGAUCCACAGCCGACCAUUACAUGGGCCAAGGAAGGCAUUCAGAUCACCGAGAGUGGGAAGUUCCAUAUCAGCCGAGAGGGGACGCUCUCUGUCAGAGAUCUGGGACUGGCGGAUCAAGGGAGAUACGAGUGUGUCGCCAGGAAUACCUUCGGGUUCACUGCCAGCACCAUGCAACUGACCAUCACCGCCACGAAUGUCGGCAGAAGCGGAGACACUUUUGUAGCCACCUCGAUCCGGGAAGCUAUCAGCAGUGUGGACCAUGCCAUCAAUUCUACACGCACCGAAUUGUUUAGCAAACGCCCCAAAACUCCUAAUGAACUGCUGGCCCUUUUCCGUUACCCCCGGGACCCCUACACUAUUGAGACGGCCCGAGCCGGAGAGAUCUUUGAAAGGACCUUGCAGCUCAUUCAGGAACAUGUGCAGCAAGGACUGGUGGUGGACGUGAACGGAACAGGCUACCGCUACAACGAUCUGGUCUCCCCUCACUACCUGAACAUGAUCGCCAACCUGUCUGGCUGUUCUGCCCACCGCCGCACCCCCAACUGCUCCAAUAUCUGCUUCCAUAGGAAGUACCGGACCCACGACGGCUCGUGCAACAACCUCCAGCAUCCCAUGUGGGGCGCUUCCCUCACAGCGUUCCAGCGCCUGCUCAAGCCGGCCUACCAAAAUGGCUUCAACCUGCCGAGAGGCUUCUCUUUGGUGGAAGAUGCCAGAGAGCUCCCCCUCCCGCUGCCUCGCUUGGUCUCCACCGCCAUGAUCGGCACGGAAACCAUUACCCCCGACGACCAGUUCACGCACAUGCUUAUGCAGUGGGGCCAGUUUCUGGACCACGACAUGGACCAGACGGUGGCCGCCAUCAGCAUGGCGCGUUUCUCCGACGGAGAGUCUUGCAGCCAGGUGUGCACCAAUGACCCUCCUUGCUUCUCCAUCAUGAUCCCCGAAAAUGACCCCCGGGUAAGGAACGGCCGCUGCAUGUUCUUUGUCCGUUCCAGCCCGGUGUGCGGCAGCGGGAUGACCUCGCUGCUGAUGAACUCCGUCUAUGCCCGGGAGCAGAUCAACCACCUCACCUCUUUCAUUGACGCGUCCAACGUCUACGGCAGCACAGAACAUGAGUCCCGGGAACUGCGGGACCACAACAACCGGCGAGGACUCCUAAAGCAAGGCCAGGUGGUUCCAAGCUCGGGAAAAGCCCUCCUUCCCUUUGCAGUGGGGCCUCCCACGGAAUGCAUGAGGGAUGAGAACGAAAGCCCCGUGCCGUGCUUCUUGGCGGGUGACCACCGAGCCAACGAACAGCUGGCCCUGACCUCCAUGCACACACUCUGGUUCCGUGAGCACAACCGGGUGGCCGCCAAGCUCCUGGCCCUGAAUCCUCACUGGGACGGGGACACGGUCUACCACGAGGCCCGCAAGAUUUUGGGGGCCCAGAUGCAGCACAUCACCUACUCCCACUGGCUCCCCAAGAUACUCGGGGAGGCUGGGAUGAAGGUCUUAGGAGAGUACAAAGGCUAUGAGCCCAACAUCAAUGCCGGCAUCCUGAACGCCUUUGCCACCGCUGCUUUCCGUUUCGGCCACACCCUGAUCAACCCCUUUCUCUACCGGCUCAAUGAAACAUUCCAGCCCAUCCAACAAGGCCACGUCCCACUUCAUAAGGCCUUCUUCUCCCCGUUCAGAAUCCUCCAGGAGGGAGGCAUCGACCCCCUUCUCCGUGGGCUCUUCGGGGUCCCUGGGAAAAUGCGGGUCCCUUCGGAGCUCUUGAACAUGGAACUGACGGAGAAGCUCUUCUCUAUGGCGCACUCUGUCUCGCUGGACCUGGCGGCCAUCAACAUCCAGAGGGGGCGUGAUCAUGGAAUCCCCCCCUACAACGAUUUCCGGGUCUUCUGCAACCUCACCUCCGCUCAGGAGUUCGAUGACCUCAAGAACGAGAUUAAAACCCUGGAGAUCAGGGAAAAGCUCAGGAGUUUGUAUGGAAUCACUAAGAAUAUUGACCUGUUCCCUGCGCUGAUGGUGGAAGAUCUUGUCCCGGGUACCAGAGUGGGACCGACGCUCAUGUGCUUAUUCACAACCCAGUUUAGACGACUUCGGGAUGGAGACAGGUUUUGGUAUGAGAAUCCAGGUGUGCUCACCCCAGCCCAGCUUACGCAGAUAAGGCAGGCGUCGCUCGCUCGUAUCAUCUGCGACAACAGCGACCACAUCCAGCAACUCCAGAAGGACGUCUUCCGGGUUGCCUCCUACCCUCAAGGCAUGGUCAACUGUGACGAAAUCCCAGAAGUGGAUCUACGCAUGUGGCAGGAUUGCUGCGAAGACUGCAGGACGAGAGGUCAGUUUCGGGCUCUCUCACAACAGUUCCGGAGCAAGAGAUCUUCUGGCUUCAGCUACCCGGAAGAAAACCCCUCUAAGGACAAGCCUGGAGAUCCAAGGAUGGAAGGACCAGCUCAGAACCACUUUCCAGAAGAGGAUCUCGAGAGCAUAGUGAACGAACUUGAGAAAACUGUCUCUUCUCUUCGGAAGCAGGUCAGUGGUUUGGAAGAUCAGCUGAGAAGACAUCAGAGGAGCACCGCUACCAAAUAUGGCCGCCAGCAGAAGACUGGAGCAAAGUGGAGCAAAAGAUGACCUGCCCUAGGCUAUUUCAAGCAAUUGUCAGCGGGCUGCAUUUGCUGUUUCCCCCAGAGAAAAGCCUGUUUUAUUUCAAGGGAGUCUAUUACUGUCAGCAUCAGGACCCGGGCUCCAUCGAAUUUUGGACAUGCCUCACCAGGGCAACUGUGCUUCCCAGAAACCCUCGCUCACUGCACAGAGAGACCACAAAUUUCUCGGACUCCUAGCCUUCUCCUCACCACUCAAUCUGAACAUCUAUCCCGUCCUGUUUUCAGAGCCACAGUAGCGAUAAGAACAUCAGAAG